AUGAUUCAAAAACGAAGUCAUGCAGAGCGCGAUGAAGACGAUAGAGUUUCGUCGUCAAAAAGGUCUAGAGCGUCAAUGUCACCAGCACCAGAUUCAUUGGGAGGAUUAGAAGAGAAAUCUGGGUUACGACCUUCUUCUGAGCGACGGGAUGCUGUCAAUAUCAAUGACGAGGAGGAAGAGGAGGAAGAGGAUGACGAUGAUUAUACGUCUUCCUCUGGUAUAUCCUCCUCCGAUGAGGAUGAUGAUGAAGAAGAGGAAGACGAUGAUGAAGAUGAAAACAAUCCCCAUUCCGAACGCGACAACAAAGAAACAAUCCCCUACAUCCCCGGCCGCCCCAAACCCCAAAUAUCUCUCCCCCCAAACUCCGACCUGUUAGCUCGAGUAUCAUCAUUCUUACCUCAACUACAAGCCGCAAAUGCGGAUAUCGAGCAGAGACUUGCCAAGGGUGAGUCGUUGGAGGAUAUGAUUCUUGAUGAUGUCAAGGAUAAUGAAGCUGAAGAAGACGGAGAAGAAGGAGGAGGGAAGGAGUAUAUCGAGAUGAACUUGGGAUUGGGUGUGCUCAAGGAGAAGAGGAGGAGGAGAGAGGAAGGGGGUAUCGAUCUGGAUGAUGAGAGUCCAUCGGACACUGAUGAGGAGGAAGAUGAAGCCGAAGAGGAUGGCGAAGGACGGGUUAUGGAUCAAUUGAUGGGAUUGAAGGGUCGGUCUGUACAGAAACAAAAAUUGAAAGCUGGUAUUCAGGAGGUUGAAGAGGGAUAA
Messenger RNA from Talaromyces marneffei, 756 nucleotides. RefSeq lists its product as uncharacterized. The transcript is spliced from 2 exons. The record is from RefSeq and is a predicted model, not a curated record. NCBI's taxonomy places the organism in Eukaryota, Fungi, Ascomycota, Eurotiomycetes, Eurotiales, Trichocomaceae. Gene Ontology annotation, biological process: box C/D snoRNP assembly. The coding region runs from base 1 to 756 and encodes 251 amino acids.